Molecule: messenger RNA, 670 nt
Organism: Drosophila novamexicana
Lineage: Eukaryota; Metazoa; Arthropoda; Insecta; Diptera; Drosophilidae
Exons: 4
Coding region: 170-613 (147 amino acids)
Source: RefSeq, a predicted model, not a curated record
AAAUACAAAUUGAGAGUCAAACAAUUCCAACCCCUGCCUAGACUGUCAAAUUGUAAAGCUGGCAGCUAGCAAAGCAAGUCAAUUAAGAGCCGAGGAACCAGCGAAAGCCAAUACAGAGAGAAAGAGAGACAGAGAGAGAGAGAGACAUUGAGAGAGAGCGAGAUAAACGAUGGAUUUCAUGCCGAGGCUCUCCUGGCUGCUGUUGAUUUUUACGCUCUUUCUGCUGCUGUUCGCGCUGAUCGGGGGCAAGGAGGAGGGCCAGACGUCGGAGUUGACUCGCCACAAUCGUGACGGGCCAGCCUUCAAGUCUCACGUGAGCAAGCGGCAAGGCGCUGUCUUGGGCGACGAGAAUGCGGCAGCCCUGGACGAUGAUGGCGACGACGUGGAGUGGGAUGCGGAGCAGAAGCAUCACAUCAGCAUUCAGACGACCAAUGUGGAUGAGGAGGAGCGCAAGGAGCGGGAGAAGGAUCGCGAGGUCAAGCAGGCGCUCAUGCAGAUGAUGAAGCUCACCGAGAAUAAAGUUGCAAACAGACAUCAGGAACGUUUCGAUAAUGUGCCCGGCCUGGACUUUAGGCGCGAAUUCGCCAGCGACGAGGCCAAUCCCUACAUCUAAUCGGAACGCACCUUGAACCCCUUUACAGUUCAGGAACGAGAUGCGAGCAAUUUAUAU